CUUCCCGCCACAUCACACGGCACCGACUCCGGCUGCCCCCCUUCUCGUCGCUUCCCUCGUCGGGGGGCUCUCUGCUUCUUCCGCUGUCUCUAGAUCCCUGUAGGCUCAGAGCCUGUCCUCUUGCCCAGUUUCCUUCUCUCUCCUCCUCUGACUCCCUGCGUCUCCCCCGUCUCUCUGGGUGGCUCCAUCUCUGGCACUCCGCGUCUCUCCGUUUUUCCAACUCUUUCUCGUCUGUGUCACACACUAUCUCUCUGACAGUGUCUCCUUCUCUUUCUGAUUCUCUGAAUCUUCUGUUUCGCUGCUUCUCUCUCUCUGUCCCCAUCUGUCUCCAGAUCUGUCUGACUCCCUCUGUCUGUCUCCAGAUCUGUCUGACUCUCUCUCUCUCUGUGUCUCCAUCUGUCUCUGUAUCUCUCUGUCUGCCCAUCUCUUUCUUUCUGUGUCUCUUUUUCCAACUCUUUCUGUCUCUGUCCUUCCCUACCUCUCUCUCUCUCUUUUUUCUGUGACACUCUCCUGGAAACGCAUCAAAGACUGAAGUGGCCGGAUUUCAAGUGACAAACAGCACUACACCCAGGAUCCAGCCCCCUCCCUGCACGGCUGCCUUCCUCCUCCACAUCCCCUGUCACGAAGAGAAGCCUAUUGUGUGGGGCCCAGGGAGUUGGAGUUGAAGGGCCCGGGGGUCUGCUCCUUUGACUGCUCUGAGCUGCUUCCCCAUUGGCUCCCAGCAGCCGGUGCUCAGCAAGGGCUGAGCGACUCGGGGAGGCUCUAGUCCAUAAAAGGGGGGGGCGAGGCACCAGAACUGCCAUUCUGAGGGGCUUUGGUGAUGCUCACAGCCGCCUCGUUGGCACCUCCUUCCAAGCCAGAGUCAGGGAGACCCCUGCCUGAGUCCUGACCCAGCCACCUGCCACCACCCUCCGAUCUGCUCAGCCAGAAGCUGCCCAGGGACAAAGAAGAGCACAGCGGGAAGAGCAGAGACAGCAUGGCCUGGCAGGAGCUGGUGCUGGCCGCCUACCUCCUCGUGUUCCCCUCCGCCAUGGCGGACUGCCUGUCCCGGUGCUCCUUGUGUGCUGUGAAGACCCAGGACGGGCCCAAGCCCGUCGACCCUCUGAUUUGUUCCCUGCAAUGCCAGUCCGCUCUGCUACCGGCUGAGGAGUGGGAGACAUGCCAAGGCCUUCUGUCCUUUUUCACCCCCUUCACCUUCGGGCUCAAUGGCAAAGAAGACUUGGAGACCAAGGCCGCUUUGGAGGAACCCUAUAGUGAGCUGGCCAAGCGCUCUGGGCCCUUCCCGAAGGAGCUUGAGGAAAACAGAUUUCUCCUCAGCACUCCGACAGAGGAGAAUGCCCUGAGCAGGAGCCUGGCGGAGAAGCUCUGGGGUUUCUCUGGCAGAUUGGGUGAGGGAGGGGAGUCUGAGCUGAUGGGGGACACCCAGCUGAAUGAUGAUGCCCUGGAGGCUGGGGCAUUGGAUUCCAAUGAGGAGGACACCAAGGAGCAGGUCAAACGCUAUGGGGGCUUCUUGCGUAAAUACCCCAAGAGAAGCUCAGAAGUGGCUGGGGAGGGGGAUGGGGACGGAGGUAGGGCGGGCCACGAGGACCUGUACAAACGCUACGGUGGCUUCUUGAGGCGCAUCCGUCCCAAGCUCAAAUGGGACAACCAGAAGCGCUAUGGAGGUUUUCUCCGGCGCCAGUUCAAGGUGGUGACUCGGUCUCAGGAAGACCCCAAUGCCUACUCUGGAGAGCUUCUUGAUGGGUAAACCCCUCCCCAUCGUGGAGUUGAGUCAGGAGCUCCCCCUGACACCCUUCCAGAUUAGAGUGCCCUCAUCCAUCCUACCUUACAUCCCCUGAACCCAUGCUUAGUUCAGCCAGGUCUGCAAAACAUCCAAACCCAGCCUGCCUCUUUUCUGCCUGGGGUGCAGUGUUUGUCUGGAGUCAGCAAGGAGGAAGGAUGGAGGUUCCCCUCUCCAGUAGGCUCAGUGCUUGGUCCCAACUCUAGAACAUUGAAACUACUGCCAACAGCAGCUUUUGCUAUUAACCCCUCCCCCCCAUUAAUGUGACUCCCCAGUUCCAGGAAUCCAGACUGACUUGUUCUUCAUCCCUCUAGAUAAAUAGCAAAACAAGAUAAAGAAACAAAUAGAAAUCCUAACACUUUAUCCCAAACCUUAAAGGACCUCCUUGUGCUCCCCACUUCGGAGACCAUGCUUUAGGUAAAACACUCAAAUGCUGCAUUUUAUUGGAGCAGGAAGUUCUACACUAGAGCGUUCAGUCCUCCAGUGGGCACGUGUUCAGUUGUGUUCUCUGUGUUCUCAUCGUUUAGAAACUCACUUCUCGAGGAACCGAGUUCCUGGACUCCAGUUCAUGUUGGUACCUUGGAUAGCACCCAACUCCUCACGUGAGAGGAAGGGCAUGAAAACCCCUUCCAAAAUGGUAAUGAGAGCAGUUCUCCCACUGAAUACUGAAAUGAUCAGGAAGGGAGCAAGACAAACCAAUUUGCUCUGUGCAGCAAACUAAAAAUGUGGACCAGUUCCUUCCGCCCUCAUUAAACUAAUUAAACAGAUCAGCAGCACUCCUACCCCAGGAUGAACUGAAGCUGAGUCAAGUUGAUGAGGUUAAGCACAACCAUGUUCUUGAGCAGCUGAAUUGGCCGCCAAGAGUCUUAGCCAUCUGGCCAAACAUAUGCAUUGGGCAUUGGGUAAGGGAAUCCAGAAGCAACAGCUAGAAAGACAAAAAGGCCUUCUUCAACCCCUGUGAUGAUUCUUUCCUCUUGAUUUCUCAGAAUAAAACCAGAAAGAGGCAUGAAGUGAUUAAGUGCUUGAGGCCAAAUGAAUUCUCUUGAUUCAAAUAACCCAGAAUCAGAGGCAGAGACCUCCCAAUGUCUUGGUUUCAAUCAAAGUCUUCUCUCUCUGUUGCUCUUGCUCGCUCAUCCCCAGGCACUAUGGUUUGGUCUGUGGGUCCAGGAGGCUGGGCUGGAUAGGAGAGGAAAGGGUCUUGAGUUCAGUUAAUUUGUAUAAGAUGCUACUGAGCAUACCUCUUCAUGCACAACCCCCAGGUCCCUCAUGAUGUUCUGAAAUGUAUGGAUUGUUGUAGGGUUAACUUCGUGUGCUUUUAAAAAAUCCCACUUAUGCAAUUUACCCAGAAUUUGCUUAUUCUUUAGCAGGCCUAUGUUAUUUCCUACUCCUCCAGUGCAAUAAAUAAAAGAAAGAUGGUGAUGACUCGGGGUGUGUAUG
Messenger RNA from Mirounga angustirostris (Northern elephant seal), 3217 nucleotides. RefSeq names its product prodynorphin (gene PDYN). Gene Ontology annotation, biological process: neuropeptide signaling pathway; sensory perception; chemical synaptic transmission. NCBI's taxonomy places the organism in Eukaryota, Metazoa, Chordata, Mammalia, Carnivora, Phocidae. Gene Ontology annotation, cellular component: neuronal cell body; plasma membrane; dendrite. The record is from RefSeq and is a predicted model, not a curated record. Bases 977 to 1747 code for a protein of 256 amino acids. The transcript has 3 exons. Gene Ontology annotation, molecular function: opioid receptor binding.